AUGCAGCUGUACACCUGGAUCACCGUACGUACUCUCCUUUCGCGCGUUGACGUCCUACUCGAACAUACCUCCGUAGGCACCCUUGUGCGCAUCGGGGGCAUGAUCACCCAAGUCAUCUUCGGGCACUCUCUUCGGAUCCGCAUGAAGCCGAGCGAAGACGUGAGCCACAUCGGCGAGGCGAGCAGCACUACCACUGCCAAGAGCUCGGGGUCUAGUGUCAAAUGCAAGGCAACAGCCGCGGACGAUGAGAAGGGCGACAACCUGGUGGGGAAGAUCAAUAGCCUUGUCGCAGUGAAUCAGGACAACAUUUCAAUGGUCGCGUUUUGGCUCUACUUUUCGUCUUCUGAUGUAGCCGUGAUGAUCGCCUGCUUGCCUCUCCCUGGUUGGGUGGCAAAGCGGAUCCAGUCUAUUCAAGAGACCGCGAUGAAGAACACAGAUGCACGUAUGCAGACAGCGACGGGGAUGCUCGGCGUGUUUCGCAUGAUUAAGCUUUUUGGUUGGGAGCAGAAGAUCGAGGAUUGGAUUUGGCUUGCCCUGAUCAGGCUAGACGAGGAGUUGAACUUGAAGUGGAACAAGUCGCGGGAGCUUGCCACGCUCGCAACGCACAUUCUGGAUCACGUCAUUCCGUUGUUCCAGAUGGUGGCGACUAUGUGGUGCACACACUGGUCAUGA
This is a messenger RNA of Peniophora sp. CBMAI 1063, 672 nucleotides long. The record is from the annotation of a GenBank genome assembly. Lineage: Eukaryota; Fungi; Basidiomycota; Agaricomycetes; Russulales; Peniophoraceae.